Molecule: messenger RNA, 5166 nt
Organism: Carassius auratus (goldfish)
Lineage: Eukaryota; Metazoa; Chordata; Actinopteri; Cypriniformes; Cyprinidae
Gene: map4k3b
Product: mitogen-activated protein kinase kinase kinase kinase 3b
Exons: 33
Coding region: 160-2853 (897 amino acids)
Biological process (GO): intracellular signal transduction; protein phosphorylation
Cellular component (GO): cytoplasm
Molecular function (GO): MAP kinase kinase kinase kinase activity; ATP binding
Source: RefSeq, a predicted model, not a curated record
CAUUGCGCGUGCGCACAGGAGGCCAUGUUGUUGUAGUUCUGUGGGACUGGACCGUCAUAUCCCUCCGUUACUGUAUGUUUCUGCGAUCAUCACUCCCCUCCCGUUUUUGACAUCGGGGACAAGUAAAUAAACCGGAGUGCUCAAACGGUGACUGGCACAAUGAAUUUAAGCCUGGAUCUGUCGCGCAGAAACCCUCAGGAGGAUUUUGAGCUGAUUCAGAGGAUCGGGAGCGGAACCUAUGGGGAUGUGUACAAGGCGCGUAAUGUCAACACUGGAGAACUGGCUGCUAUCAAAGUCAUCAAACUAGAGCCAGGAGAGGACUUUGACGUGGUGCAGCAGGAGAUUAUUAUGAUGAAAGAUUGUAAACACUCAAACAUUGUUGCAUAUUUUGGCAGUUACCUCAGGAGAGAUAAAUUAUGGAUCAGCAUGGAAUACUGCGGUGGAGGCUCUCUCCAGGAUAUUUACCAUGUUACUGGGCCGUUGGCGGAAUCCCAAAUUGCUUAUGUAUGCCGUGAAACCCUGCAGGGUGUUUACUAUCUCCAUAACAAAGGCAAGAUCCACCGAGAUAUAAAGGGUGCAAAUAUACUGUUGACUGACAACGGCUACGUUAAGCUAGCUGAUUUUGGUGUUUCAGCGCAGAUAUCAGCCACUUUAGCAAAAAGAAAGUCCUUCAUUGGAACUCCAUAUUGGAUGGCACCUGAGGUGGCAGCAGUUGAACGGAAAGGUGGAUACAAUCAGCUGUGUGAUAUCUGGGCCGUGGGCAUCACAGCUAUUGAGCUGGCAGAGCUAGAGCCGCCAAUGUUCGACUUGCACCCCAUGAGAGCACUUUUCCUAAUGACAAAGAGCAGUUUCCAGCCACCUAAGCUGAAAGACAAAGUAAAGUGGACAAAUAAUUUCCACCACUUUGUGAAAAUGGCUUUGAUCAAAAACCCCAAGAAGAGACCAACGGCUGACAGAUUACUGCAGCACCCAUUCGUUACCCAACCGCUCAGCCGGACUCUUGCCAUUGAACUACUGGACAAAGCUAACAACCCUGACCACAGCACCCACAGUGAUGCAGAGGAGGAUGACAUUGAUCCAGAGUCUCCCGUGUCUGUUCCGCAUCGGAUCCGCUCAACUAGCAGGAGCUCACGAGAUGGAAAGACUCUGUCUGAGAUUAACUUUGAUAAGGUGAAGUUCGACCCACCUUUGAGAAAAGAAACCGAACCGCAUCAUGAGAUGGAUCUACCAUUAGAGCCCCAAAGCCUUCUGGGAAAUAACAAGAGUCUAUUAAAAUCUGUUGCUGAGGAGCUCAGUCAAAGGGGUCAUGUGACACAUUUAGAGGAUGAGGAGGAGGAUGAAGGUGAUGAUUUGCACAGUAACUCCACUUCAACCAUGAGGCCUAGAGUGCCACCUCCUCUGCCACCCAAGCCGAAGCUUCUGUCUCCCGGUCAGAACAGUAGCACCUCAGAGGACAAUACUGGAGAAGGGACCAUUAAACGUUCCCCAGCUUCUGCAAGCUCCACCCCUCCUGUUCGGCCUGCUUCCUGUGUGCCCCCCAGACCACCACCUCCUCGCCUGCCUCCACACCGGCGUAGUAGUUUAGGUAACAAACCAUCUGAGCAUGGUCAGACAGAGCCAGCAGGGGAUGAUGGGAUUUAUAGGUUCUGGGAAUGGCUUCAUGAUGAACAACAGGAAGAACAAAGUAAUGGAGUUUCUGUCCAGGAGAAUGGAGAGAAAGAAAAACUUGCCUCCCUUCCUUCACCUAAUCUAAAGUUUCCCUUUAGUAAUGGCCUUCCACCGACCCCUAAAGUACACAUGGGAGCUUGUUUCUCUAAAGUGUUUAACGGCUGUCCACUGAAGAUUCACUGUGCCUGUUCCUGGAUAAACCCAAACACCAGAGAUCAGUAUCUGAUUUUUGGAGCAGAGGAAGGAAUUUACACCCUCAAUCUGAAUGAAAUCCAUGAGAGCUCAAUGGAACAGCUGGUUCCACGGAGGUGUACAUGGGUGUAUGUAAUGAACAACUGGCUGCUUUCAAUAUCAGGUAAAGCAUCUCAGCUGUACUCUUACAACCUGACGAUGCUUUUUGAGCAAGCUCGACAAAUGCAGAAGUUACCUGUUGCCAUCCCAACACACAAACUCCCAGACAAAAUCAUCCCACGGAAGUUUACUGUGUCCAAUAAAAUACCAGAUACGAGGGGUUGUCAGAAAUGUUGUGUAGUGCGAAACCCAUACACCGGUCAUAAGUACUUAUGUGGAGCUUUCCAGUCCAGCGCAAUGCUGUUUGAAUGGGUGGAAGCCAUGCAGCGCUUCAUGCUAAUAAAGAGCAUAGACCUCACCCUGCCGUGUCCAUUAGAAGUCUUUGAGAUGUUGGUGGUUCCUGAGCAGCAUUAUCCACUGGUGUGUGUGGCAGUCAGUAAAGGAAGCCAUCCUGAUCAGGUGGUCACGUUUGGCACAGUUGAUCCCAAUGCCGCCAACCCAGCGUUCACAGAGCCCGAAACACCUCAGACGUGUGUCAUUCAUGUGACUCAGUUGGAGAGAGAUACCGUCCUAGUGUGUCUAGAUCGGUGUAUAAAGUUGGUGAAUUUACAGGGCAGGUUAAAAUCCAACAGAAAGCUGUCAACUGAACUCACAUUUAACUUCCAGAUUGAGGCGAUAGUAUGUCUGCAGGACAGUGUUUUGGCAUUCUGGAAGCAUGGAAUGCAGGGAAGAAGCUUUAAAAACAGUGAGAUUACUCAGGAGAUCUCUGAUAACUCGCGGAUCUACAGGCUGCUGGGUGCGGAUAGAGUGGUGGUGUUGGAAAGCAAACCGACGGAAGAUCCUACAGCUCAAAGUAAUCUGUACAUCCUUGCGGGCCACGAGAACAGCUACUGACAACACACUGCCUUAACACACACUACAUAAUGCAUGCUACAAAGUACAUGCUCCUGAGACUUAAACGCCUCAUGUUCAUUUAUGAAGCUACUGAACAAAACACUACAAACAAAAAACAGCAAAUCAACUCAAUACAUUAUAUCUUUUGGUAUCGUACAGGUUUAACGUCAUUUUUGGGUACUGCCAAACUGCGUGAAAUUAAUAUAGAUGCAUUUCAGUGUCAGAGACCUUGAUACACAACCAUCAGUUCUGUGCGACUGAGAUAACUAAUGUGAAAACACAGCAGUCUAGUACAAAAUAUCAUGGCUUUUUAUAUCAGACAUGAUAUGCAGGUGUUUUACCAUCUUGUUAGCUUUGUAGCUUUCAGUACUGCCUUGUAAACGGCUCCUCUCUGUCAUGCUAAUAACAGUUCACAUGGAACGCAUUCUCGCAUUUAAAAAUAGAAGAACACAAGAAUGUUUACAUAGAAAAACAUUUAGUAGAAUUUAACGCAAAAGCACGCUCUGUGUGAACCAACUGUAAGUCUAACAAACUCUUCUGCUUCUCUACAUUUCUCUCUUUUGGCGUCCGCUUUUGGUGAUGUUGUUUUAGUAAAAUUUCUAUGAAAUUUUGCGGGCAAAACAAAGUCCAUUGUCAUUUCAAUGUCACUUUCAAACCAGGCAAUUUUCUGUUGGUCAGGGCAGCAAAUUAAUGUGACUAAUUUUACCCCGAAGUGAAAUCUUUGUGCGAAAAUCUUUCACCCAAAUGAGAAAUUUGCUAAAUAUCUGUUAAUGUAACUGCACUUUAAGGCUUCAGUAAGUUUUAUGUUUCCUUAUUAGCAGCACAGGUGUUUCUGUUGUUUUGUAAAUUAUGAGUGUUAAUGAGCUAAUAGGCUAUUCAAACAGAAUGCAUUUUUGCAUUAAAAAAAUGUGCGACCCAGGGCAUUGAAAAAAAAAAAAGUCCAGAGACACUUACGAAAUCAACAAAAAUCAACCUUCUUUUAACUUGAGAACCAAAUUUUUAGAACCGAAUGUCAUUUACAAGACACUACCAGAGGUGCAAGAGUAAAGGUCAAGUCAGUCUAGCAUAUGUUUACACACAAAACAAUGAAUAAGCUGUGGAGAGAAAUACAAAAACAUGUUUCCUGCAGUGAACGAUUUUGCGAAUAAAUGAUUUUUAAGGUUUAAUGAUAUUUGCUUAUUAGUUGCUAGCCUGACUACGUCAGACUUUGUACUUCCGCUCAAUUUUAGUUCGCUUCUGUACUCUACAAAGCCUACAAAGCAAAACGAAGUAGCAUAGUUUGGUAUUACCAGGCUAAUUAGUUGCCAAAUACAAUGUUUGUUUGGAUUGCAUAAAUAUAAACUAGGGGGCGCCAUGUUAUCAUGACAUUAUCAACUCGUGUUACUCAAACUGAGGUAAAGUCCUGAAGGAUUUUUAAUUACCACAUCUAGUGGAUUAAGCAUUGAAGUAUGAAAUUAAUUACAGCCAAUAUAAAUAUUUUCAUCAAAGUAUAAUUAUUCAUGAAUGAUGCUAAUUCAUUCAUACUGUAGUGGUAUCCUUAACUCCUUUUUUAUUAUUAAAAAAAGUACUGUGGCUGUAUCAUGGUAUAGUGGUAUCAGAUGGCAACACCAUAUACAGUAUAUCAUGGUUCUGAAUGAUUACCCUAGUGACAUACCAUGGUAUUUACAUGGUACUCAAGGUGCUUCAAACAAUACCAUGGUAUUACCAUAGUGCAAUGUCCAAGAAAUCACGAAAAUACCACAAUAACAACAUCUGUAACAACAUCUUGAGUCACUUAAUGCCAAUGGAGUGAUUUUUUAGAGUUUUUCUAUUUCAUUAUUUAUGCAGAAAGGCCAAGUGUCAUGUUUUAGUUCCUUAUCAAGCACUAUUAUUAACUACAUUUGCUCACGUGUGCUGUGUGUGCACUUACAGGCUGUAAUGUCAGUAGUAAGAGUUGAACAGAUAAAGAAAUCCUAUUUAUCAGGCUCAUCGAAAACUGAAGAUUAGAGAUAACAUAACGUCUUAUGGAUGCAGUAUGUGUAAAUAUGAAAUGGGACGUUUAGAAUGUAGCCGUCUGUGAAGCUUUCUAGCAUUUUCAUCAGUUCGAAUAACAUAUCUGAAUACGAACUGUUUUUUUUCGUGUCAAAAUAGCGAAGUUAUGUUUCGUUCAGCCGAAUGCGCCAAUUUAGCAUGUCGUGUCUACCUCUAACAUGCAUUUAAAAACUACAUAAGAUCAUACGCCAUUAAAACCCUAAUGCAAAUUAAGUAUCUCCCUAGCAGCAUUUUAAACCCUGGGCUUGUCACAUGAUCCAUGCUCUAGAUUUUUGUCAAGAC